AUGCGCGCCGCUUUCUUGUCCCUCGCGUUUUCAAUAACGACAACGCUGUGCCAGAAUACCGAACAACCAUGGCAAGCGCCCGGCCCUAAUGAUAGCCGGGCCCCAUGUCCCCUAUUGAACAGCCUUGCGAACCACGGCUACCUUCCCCGUGACGGGAAGAACAUCUCCGUAGAUGCGCUCAUUGAGGGAAUGCACGCGGGCCUCAACCUCCGCGAAGACGCGAAGUUGUUCUUUAGGUUACAAGGCAACAAGGCCCUUGAAGCAUCCUCGACGGGCAACAAAGAGACAUUCCACCUCAGCGACCUCAACAAACACAAUCUAAUCGAGCAUGACGCUUCCCUUAGCCGAGCAGAUAUUUUCUUUGGGGACAAUUGGUCAUUUAACCAGACAAUAUUUGAUGAGACCAAAUCUUACUGGCAAUCAGAGACAAUCUCUCUGAGUGACGCAGCCAAGGCUCUUGUUGCCAGGCAGAAAACUGCUGAGAGCAUCAACCCCGAAUUUGACCUGCCUCUCGAUGGACAUACAAACUCUCUUGGACAAACAGCUAUGUAUCUUGGUCUUUUCGGAGACUACGACGAUGGUAAUGCCAACAGAUCUUGGGUUGAAUACUUCUUUGAAAAUGAGAGACUCCCGUUUGAGCUUGGCUGGCGGAGACGAUCAGAUGACGACAAGAUUCCAGCAACUGGCAUUUUGGCAUUGACCACAAAAGUUGCUGUUCAUUACUUGGCUGCCAAAGUUGGCUUGUAG
This is a messenger RNA of Diaporthe citri, 747 nucleotides long. RefSeq lists its product as uncharacterized. Bases 1 to 747 code for a protein of 248 amino acids. NCBI's taxonomy places the organism in Eukaryota, Fungi, Ascomycota, Sordariomycetes, Diaporthales, Diaporthaceae. The transcript is spliced from 3 exons. Gene Ontology annotation, molecular function: peroxidase activity. The record is from RefSeq and is a predicted model, not a curated record.